AUUUCCAGGUGCCUUUCUGGUUCCAUACCUGCUCAUGCUGGUGGUACUGGGAAUUCCUCUUCUCCACAUGGAGCUGAUCAUGGGCCAGUUCACAAGGAGAGGGCCUGUCCAUGCUCUGGCUUAUGCCUGUCCACUGCUAAAAGGAGUGGGCAUGGCAACAGUUGCGAUCUCCUUCAUAAUGUGCACCUAUUACAAUGUUGUCAUCACCUGGGCACUCUAUUAUCUCUUUAGCUCCUUCCAGGACCCACUGCCAUGGCAAAACUGCAACAACACUUGGAACACACCCAACUGUACCAGCCAUGCAACCAACAGCAGUUACACAUCUACCGCAAGCCAGGAGUUCUUCAAGUAAGGACAGAUGCAAUGGCGUGAAUAACGUUGUUUAGAGCUGGGUUAAAGUCCAUCUGGACACUUGGCAGCUUUCUCAGCACAAACUGCUGAUUUGUUUCUUACUCCAGUGGAAAUAACGCAAGUGAAAAAAAGUAUUUUGUCAACUGAAAUUGUAGAAUUGAAACCACAACUUAAUCGCACAAGUGCACCGUCAAGCAAGGGUUAUCAGGUAAAGUGGAGGAGUGUGAUAAGACAUUAUCAAAAGAAAGACCCUGCUGUGUCAUUAUGACCUACAGUAUUUCACUUUAUCGACAUUGCCGAGAAGCUGAAACUAAAGGUCAGUUCAUUAAGUAGUGAUACAACAAUCAGCCUUUUGACUCAUGUUUCUCACGUAAACUGUUAACAUUCACGUUUACAGUUUAUUACCCUAGUGUGAAAACGACUACGCGUGCGCUCAGAUUGUUGUCGCA
Molecule: messenger RNA, 800 nt
Organism: Cynoglossus semilaevis (tongue sole)
Lineage: Eukaryota; Metazoa; Chordata; Actinopteri; Pleuronectiformes; Cynoglossidae
Product: sodium-dependent dopamine transporter-like
Exons: 2
Coding region: 35-352 (105 amino acids)
Biological process (GO): amino acid import across plasma membrane; nitrogen compound transport; sodium ion transmembrane transport
Cellular component (GO): plasma membrane
Molecular function (GO): amino acid:sodium symporter activity
Source: RefSeq, a predicted model, not a curated record